Messenger RNA from Procambarus clarkii (red swamp crayfish), 1694 nucleotides. It is a transcript of the gene GatA, whose product is annotated as glutamyl-tRNA(Gln) amidotransferase subunit A, mitochondrial. NCBI's taxonomy places the organism in Eukaryota, Metazoa, Arthropoda, Malacostraca, Decapoda, Cambaridae. Gene Ontology annotation, molecular function: glutaminyl-tRNA synthase (glutamine-hydrolyzing) activity. Gene Ontology annotation, biological process: mitochondrial translation; glutaminyl-tRNAGln biosynthesis via transamidation. Gene Ontology annotation, cellular component: glutamyl-tRNA(Gln) amidotransferase complex; mitochondrion. The record is from RefSeq and is a predicted model, not a curated record.
GCCAGGUAGCCCCCAACUUGUCGACUGUAAACAAGGUUGGGAAGGAGUUGGUGGGUCCUGAAAUUUUGGCUUGUCUGUCCUUUUACACUCCUUACUUGCCAGGACGCUUAAAGUUAUGACGUAUCUAAGUGGAAGUGUAGGAAAUGCUAUAUCUCUACUUAAGCAAAAGACCAUCUCAUCCUUGGAGCUCUGUGAUGCAGCCUUGAGGCGUCAAGAAAUUGUGGCACGAUUGAAUCCUUUCAUCACCAGUACUCCAGAAUUUGCUAGAGAAUCAUCAGCUCUUUCCCAGAAGAGGUAUGACAGAGGGGAGCAUCACAGUCCAUUGGACGGGAUUCCGAUAGCAGUCAAAGACAAUUUCUGUACUUUAGGCAUUCCAACAACCUGUGGCUCGGUUAUGUUGAAGAACUAUGUGCCCAUUUAUUCCGCCACCGUGGUAAAGAGACUACAGAAGGCUGGUGCAGUUAUUAUUGGUAAAACUAACCUGGAUGAGUUUGGGAUGGGAUCGGGAACAAUAGACAGCUCCUUUGGACCGUCUAAAAACGUUUAUCGAUCUGGAAUCGAGUACAAUUUUCUCCACUCAAGCAGAAGCUGUGAUAGCACAGUUCCACAGGUGCCGUCAACACCACUUACUAAUGGAGAUUGGUAUAUAACAGGAGGCAGCUCUGGGGGCAGUGCUUUAGCAGUAGCAUCUGGUACAGCUUUUUUGGCAUUAGGGUCUGAUACAGGAGGAUCUGUGCGUAACCCAUCAUCAUACUGUGGAAUUGUUGGCUUGAAACCUUCCUAUGGGGUAGUGCCACGGUUUGGGCUUGUCAGUUUGGUAAACUCGUUGGACGUGCCUGGGCUAUUUGGACGCUAUGUUGACGAUGUUGCGACUAUGCUGAGCAUUGUGUCUGGAUUGGAUCCUCAGGAUUCAACAAGUGUACCAAGUGACCUGCAGAAUUUGAAGCUUCCAGAGAGUCCAAGUUUAGAUGGAUUGAUUGUUGGCAUCCCAAGAGAGUAUCACUGGCCAGGGAUGAGUAUGGAGGUAGUCGAGGCAUGGACAAAAGUGGCCGAUUUGAUGGAGAAUUGUGGAGCCCAAGUUCAAGAGGUAUCGAUGCCACACAUGAAAUACUCCAUCAUCUGCUACUCCAUCUUAAAUCCUUGCGAAGUGGCUUCUAAUUUUACGAGAUACACGGGAGUUGGAUAUGGACAUCGAGUGCAAUCGACUCACUCAAUGGAAGCUGUGUAUGCUUUCUCUCGGUCAGCUGGUUUGAAUGAGGUUGUUAAAGGCCGAAUCCUUGCUGGAAACUACUUUCUCUUAAAGGAGAAUAAAAACAAAUAUUUCAAGCAAGCUUUAAAGGUGCGUCGUCUUAUUGCACAGGAUUUUGGCCAAGUGUGGUCCAGUGGCGUUCAGCUUCUUCUGACUCCAGUAACAUUGUCUGCUGCUAUCAGAUACUCCAAAUUCCAAAAUCUAGACAACCGUACUCAAACAGCAAUUCAGGACAUCUGUACUCAAGCAGCUAACAUGGCAGGUGUGCCAGCUGUUAGCAUACCUGUUUCAUUAAAUAGUGAAGGUUUGCCAUUGUCACUUCAGCUGAUGGCUCCGUGGGGUAAAGAUGCAGACAUGUUGUCUGCAGCAAAGUGGAUUGAACAACAAGUAAAUUUUCCAAGGUUAAAUAUUCUAGAAUAAAUGUAAAUAUUGUACACUAAUAAUA